Molecule: messenger RNA, 2659 nt
Organism: Miniopterus natalensis
Lineage: Eukaryota; Metazoa; Chordata; Mammalia; Chiroptera; Miniopteridae
Gene: ZDHHC6
Product: zDHHC palmitoyltransferase 6
Molecular function (GO): protein binding; palmitoyltransferase activity
Source: RefSeq, a predicted model, not a curated record
UCUUCCCUCCGCCCGCGUGAGGCCAGUAUCGCCGGCGCUGUGGGACCAGCCGCGCGUACUAGGAUGUUCCUGCCCUGCGUGAGGACCCCUAAAAGCUGUCCCCCGUGACACGGGCGGGAAACUGAGGCACAAGGCAGCGGCGUCCGUUGCGUGGAAGUCUCCGUGACCCUCUACCUCGGACCUUCUUCCCUGGACUCCCUGCAGUUCCACCGGGGAUUCCCGCCUGCGAGUCCUCCCGGCGCUCGCUGCGGACGGAGCUUCCUCUUCUUUCUUUCCCUGAAGUGGCCCCAUUCGCGUUCUUUUUUUCAUACACCCUUCCCGUCGUGAUUUCACACCGGCCUCCGUCUGUCCUCUCGUCGCGCUUGUCUCUGCUUUCACCCUCUCGGUCACCUUUGGCCCGAGUAGACCCUUACGUUGGUGUUUGGGAGGCGGGCGCAGGCGAAGAGUGGAGCCCACGUCUGGCUCAGACUCGACCUGGCUGGAGGCUGGGUACGAGGUCGCCUUCAGCUCCGGAGGGGGAGUUGAACGACUUGGUUCAGCCCUCACGUUUGACCUUGAUCUAAUCACGUAGCCACUCCGAGCCAGUUUGUUUUGUUUAAUAAGGAAGCUGGAUUAGAUCAACUCAAAAGGCCCUGCCUCCCAGCUCUAAAAUUCUUUGUCUCCGCAAACUGUUCCCUAAACAUUGGACAGUCGCUGCCCCCCAAUCAAUCAGAUUGGGUUUCAAACCAAGGUACUGGAUUCUCCUAGUUCAGAUAAAGAGCUCGGAGUAUGUAACUUAGAAAAUGGCGUAAUCUGCAUUAACAUUGCACAACUUGAAGACAUGACAGUUAAGGAACACACAUGGACUUGUGGCACACGGAUAUGUGUGCACAAAAAGAGGAAAUCUAUCAUUCUUUAAAGAUAGGAGGACAUUCUUCCUCACCAAAAUGGUUAUCAGGUUUGAAAAUCUCCAAGAAUUAAAGAGACUGUGUCACUGGGGUCCCCUGAUAGCCCUUAGUGUCAUAGCAAUAUGUUCUACGAUGGCCAUGAUUGACUCUGUGCUGUGGUAUUGGCCCCUACAUACAACUGGAGGAAGUGUGAAUUUCAUCAUGUUGAUAAAUUGGACUGUUAUGAUUCUUUAUAAUUACUUCAAUGCCAUGUUUGUUGGUCCUGGCUUUGUCCCUCUGGGGUGGAAACCGGAAAAUACUCAGGAUAGCAUGUACCUCCAGUAUUGUCAAGUCUGCCAAGCAUACAAGGCACCGCGGUCACAUCACUGCCGAAAGUGUAACAGGUGUGUGCUGAAGAUGGACCAUCACUGUCCUUGGAUCAACAACUGUUGUGGUUACCAAAACCAUGCUUCGUUCACACUGUUCCUCCUGUUAGCACCAUUGGGCUGUAUUCAUGCUGCCUUCAUCUUUGUUAUGACCAUGUAUACACAGCUUUAUAACCGGCUCUCCUUUGGGUGGAACACGGUAAAGAUUGACAUGAGUGCAGCCCGGAGAGAUCCUCCUCCAGUGAUUCCGUUUGGAUUAGCUGCGUUUGCUGCCACCUUGUUUGCCUUGGGAUUAGCUUUAGGAACAACCAUAGCCGUUGGGAUGUUGUUUUUUAUCCAGAUGAAAAUUAUUCUCAGAAACCAAACUUCUAUUGAAUCAUGGAUCGAAGAAAAGGCUAAAGAUCGAAUUCAAUAUUAUCAACUAGAGGAAGUCUUUGUUUUUCCUUACGACAUGGGGAGUCGUUGGAAGAACUUUAAACAGGUAUUUACCUGGUCAGGGGUCCCAGAAGGAGAUGGAAUGGAGUGGCCAAUAAGAGAAGGCUGUCACCAGUACAGCUUAACAAUAGAACAGUUGAAACAGAAAGCAGAUAAAAGAGUGAGAAGUGUUCGGUAUAAAGUAGUCGAAGAUUACAGUGGUGCCUGCUGUCCUUUGAGUAAAGGAAUCAAAACAUUCUUCACGAGCCCCUGCACUGAAGAGCCCCGGAUACGGCUACGGAAAGGGGAGUUCAUUUUAGCCACGAGAGGGUUGCGAUACUGGUUGUAUGGAGACAAAAUUCUUGAUGAUUCCUUUAUAGAAGGUGUUUCAAGAAUAAGAGGAUGGUUCCCCAGAAAAUGUGUGGAGAAGUGUCCCUGUGAUGCUGAGGCAGAUCGAGCCCCGGAGGGCGAGAAGAAAAACAGAUAGCCACGAUGACAACAGCGGUCCUUUAAGUCUGCCCCAUUACUUGAAAACUGUACACACUACUAAAGAAUUAUGCAAUGAGUCUACUCUGGUUAAGGUGUUCUUUUCCUCAAAGGUGCCCUAGUGCCAUGAUCUAAAUACUUUUAUGAUCAUUUUGAAAUGGAGAAGCCAUUCUGCAUAUGCCUUUGAAUUCCUGCCCUUUUGCCACCUCUUUCAUGUCCCAAAAGGAAAGACACUUCACCCAAGUAAGUCAGUUGCAUUUUCUCUAGGGAUUUUUAUGUGCUGCACACUCUGGACCUCACCUGCAGAUACUGUUCCCCCUCUGGCAGGAGCAUCUGCAUGUGAUGCUUCUAUCCCAUUUCCCCCUCUGUUGAUAUUUCUUAUGUAAUAUUCUAGAUACGAUAGAACUUAAUUUGUCGGAUUCGAUAUAAGCUGAAAUUUUGUUACCUGUCUUUUAAUAAUGCUUAUUUUGUCAAAUCAAAUAAAGAUCAAUGGAUGUUCUCUAGAAA